AUGGGUGAGCUUGUAAAUGCUGCAAGAACAUUAGGUGAAACAGGAAAUUUUGUAGAUGGUUUUAAAAGACUUGUUUCAAAUGUUUUAACAAACACAAAGAAAUUAUUUAGAUAUACCAUACAUAACGGACGGAUUUUCGAACAGGUAGCAACAAACCCUCCGGUUAUGGCUGCGUUGAUGAUGGUUAGAGAUAUAAAACCACGUAACGACGGGAACGAAGAACAUGAACAACAGAGCCCAACGGGCUCAGAGCCACAUAGUGGCGAGGAUACUGGUCGGGUUAUUCAAGACAUUAAAAACGUGUAUCCUGAAGUUAUUGAUUUAUUUAGAGGAGUUAAUGAUUCAAUUUCAAAACAUUCUAUAACCCUCGAUGAAGAGAAUAAAUUAACAGAUUAUAUAUUCGUCAUUAUUGCAGAAUUAAUGAAGAGAAUAAAUGAAAAAGGAAUUGGUGAUAUCAUUAAUGUCAGCGAUGUAAUGAUGAAAAGAAAUUUUGACUCAUUAUUUACAAAACCGAAAACAGAAUAUAGUCUUUAUGACGUAAUUACCGAAUUAAUGAAAAAGAUUAAUGAUAAUAAGAGUUCUGGCGGAAGAGUUGAAUUAGAAGUGAAUGAUGUUAAUGAGAAAUUAGCCGAAAAAGCAGAUAAAAACCAUGUUCAUUAUAUAACUUCAGACGAACAGAUUAUAACGGACUACCAUGGAUAUUUAACACGAAGUGAUGAAGUGAAGACAAAAAAUGUUAAUGAAAGAAGAUAUAAAUACAUUCGUGCUAAAGGUUAUGACAUAAGCUGUACUGUACAGUAUGAUGUAGCUAAAGCACCAGAAGCAUUUGGUUAUAACGAUGAAAUUUAUGCCUCUACUUUCAAUGUUAACGGU
Molecule: messenger RNA, 873 nt
Organism: Trichomonas vaginalis G3
Lineage: Eukaryota; Parabasalia; Trichomonadida; Trichomonadidae
Product: keratin-associated protein family
Exons: 1
Source: RefSeq, a predicted model, not a curated record